This is a messenger RNA of Canariomyces notabilis, 8901 nucleotides long. Its product is annotated as putative polyketide synthase. Gene Ontology annotation, biological process: fatty acid biosynthetic process; secondary metabolite biosynthetic process. The transcript is spliced from 5 exons. Lineage: Eukaryota; Fungi; Ascomycota; Sordariomycetes; Sordariales; Chaetomiaceae. The record is from RefSeq and is a predicted model, not a curated record. Gene Ontology annotation, molecular function: phosphopantetheine binding; fatty acid synthase activity; 3-oxoacyl-[acyl-carrier-protein] synthase activity. Bases 1 to 8901 code for a protein of 2966 amino acids.
AUGUCUCUCCAGCCAGGCGAGCCCAUCGCCAUUGUGGGUAGCGCAUGCCGUUUUGCCGGUUCUACGAACUCGCCCUCAAAGCUGUGGGACCUCCUGCGUCAGCCCCGGGAUCUCCGCCGCGAGGUCCCAGCAACUCGGUUCAGCGUCAGGGGCUUCUACCACCCUGAUGGAAGCUACCACGGACAUAGCAACGUCAGCCAUGCGUACAUUUUGGACGAUGACGACGAAAAUGACCCUAGUAAGUUCGAUUCCGAGUUCUUUGGCAUCAAGCCGGUCGAAGCCAGAGCGAUGGAUCCUCAGCAGAGGGUUUUGCUCGAGAUCGUGUACGAGGCGCUCGAAUCGGCCGGACUACCAAUAGAGCGCUUGAGGGGCAGUGAUACAGCUGUCUACGUGGGCUCCAUGACGGAUGAUUACACGGCCCUGUUGCUCCGAGACCUCCAGGACACACCCACGUACACGGCGACUGGAACAGCUCGCAGCAUGCUUUCGAACCGCAUCUCGCACGUGUUUGACUGGCGCGGGCCCUCUGUCUCGCUCGACACAGCAUGCUCCGCCAGCCUGGUCGCUGUUCACUUGGCCGUCCAAACCCUACGAGCUGGCGAAUCGAGGACUGCUGUAGCCUGUGGCGCCAACUUGAUCUUGGGGCCUGAGAACUUUAUUAUCGAGAGCAAGUUGAACAUGUUGUCCCCUGACGGACGCAGCAAAAUGUGGGACCAGGGGGCAAAUGGAUAUGCCCGUGGAGAAGGCGUGGCCGCUGUAGUGCUCAAGACGUUGCGCGCUGCGCUAGAGGAUGGCGAUCAUGUCGAGUGCAUCAUUCGGGAGACUGGACUCAACCAGGACGGAGCCACCCCAGGGAUUACCAUGCCCAGUGCAGCAGCACAGCAGGCGCUAAUCCAGAAGACAUAUUCCAAGGCCGGGCUUGACCUGGCGCAACGAAGUGACCGUCCUCAGUACUUUGAAGCCCAUGGCACUGGAACGCCAGCUGGAGAUCCCGUCGAAGCUGAAGCCAUCUACAACGCCUUAGGGUCGCUACCCCUGAACCCUGGAGAGCAGCCCCUUUAUGUAGGAUCCAUCAAGACCGUGCUUGGCCACACCGAAGGAACCGCGGGUGUGGCGGCCAUUCUCAAAGCAUCACUUGCGCUUCAGCACGCCUGUAUUCCACCAAAUCUCUGGUUUGAGACCCUUAGCGCCCGCGUAGCUCCGUUCUAUAAGAACGUUGAGAUCCCUGUUGCUUCAAGACCGUGGCCCCCGGUAGCGGCGGGGGAACCGCGGCGAGCAAGCGUCAACAGCUUUGGCUUCGGGGGAGCGAACGUGCAUGCCAUUUUGGAGAGCCACAUUGCCGAGUCAAGGGUUAGCUUGCCCACUGGAGGCAGUCUGCUUUUUACCCCUUUUGUAUUCUCGGCGUCUUCGCAACAGUCACUUACUGCCACCCUUCGAGCACAACUUGAGUUCCUAGACCAAUACAACAACAACAACAACGAAAACCGGGAAGACCUCGACCCUCAUGAUCUUUUGUGGACAUUGCAACAACGUCGAUCCGUCCUGGGGUGGCGGAUGGCUAUCACAGUGCCUGCAUUGGAAGAGUUACCGGUCAAGUUACGCGCAUGCCUCACAGACGGCGCCGCCAGUAUCGGGGUCAGAGCAUUGCCCGCUUCGUCCAAUCGCAUCUUGGGUAUUUUCACCGGCCAGGGAGCCCAAUACGCACGCAUGGGCGCUGAGCUCAUCCAGCAUUCCGAGACAGCACGAGGCAUCAUCCUGCGGUUAGACUCAUACUUGAGGGAACUCCCUGAUGGCGACAGGCCUGCCUGGUCUCUGGAAUCCGAGUUGAUGGCCGAUGAAUCGUCAUCCAGGGUCCAUGAGGCUUCCAUCUCCCAGCCGCUUUGCACAGCGGUUCAGAUCCUCCUCGUCGACCUACUCCGCCUCGGCGGAGUCCGCUUCAGCGCUGUAGUCGGCCACUCGUCAGGCGAGAUCGCGGCCGCGUACAGCGCAGGAUUUCUGACGGCUCGUGACGCCAUUUGCAUUGCUUAUUACCGCGGUUUCCAUCUUCAGAAGGCCUCCAGUCCUCACGGUCACCACAUCAAAGGGGCCAUGCUGGCGGUAGGGACCUCGGCCGAGGAUGCUACCGAGCUUUGCAUGGACAGGGUCUUCAAGGGCCGCAUUGUUGUCGCCGCCAUCAACUCCCCGUCCAGCGUGACCAUCGCAGGAGAUGAAGAUGCCAUUACCGAGCUUGAGACUAUUCUGGAAGACGAGAAGAUAUUCUUCCGUCGCCUUAGAGUCGACAGGGCGUACCACUCGCCUCAUAUGCUUCCUUGUGCCGACCCCUACGUUGAGUCGCUGCGCCGCUGCGGCGUGACGAUGCAGACGCCCAAGCCAGACGACGCCACCUGGUUCUCCACUGUUUACGAGGGCAUGACGGGCGGUCAGGCGUCUAGCUUUGGAGCAGAGUACUGGGCCGCCAACAUGACCAAGCCGGUUCUUUUCUCGCAGGGCGUUAGCUUCGCGAUAGCAACGCAAUCUUGUGAUCUGAUUGUCGAAAUCGGUCCGCAUCCGGCACUCAAGGGACCUACGAGCCAGACCAUCCAAAGUGUCCUAGGCAAAGAACUUCCAUCCCACGGCACCCUUUCACGUGGGGCAAGUGCUGUUGAGGCAAUGUCUUCUCUCUUUGGCUUCAUUUGGAUGUACCUAGACUCUUCUUGCGUGAAUCUCAACGGCUACGAGCGAGUUAUGAAUGGCGUGAACCUGGAUCGCCGCCCACCAAGGCUUGUCAAGGGUCUGCCGACGUACAGAUGGGAUCACAGCGUUAGAUAUUGGCACGAGUCCCGUCGCUCCAGGAAAAUGAGACAGCGGGUUCACAGAGUCCACCCCCUGCUGGGAGAUGUCUCGCCGGAUAGCACUUCCCAUUGCAUGAGCUGGGAUCACUUUCUUAGCGUCAGCGAGAUGGAAUGGCUUGACGGGCAUCGCGUUCAGGGCGGUGCUGUCUUUCCUGCGGCAGGUUAUGUCUGCACUGCGUUGGAAGCGGCGCGCUUCGUUGCAGAAUCUGUGUGUCCGGGGAAGAAGAUCUGUGUCGUUGAACUGGGCAACUUUACGAUUCAUCAAGCAGUUACGUUCGACGGCGUCGCCAAGCGUGUCGAGGUGCUUGUGUCGAUGCACGAUAUUGAGCGGCCACAGCCUCAUCGGAUCAGUGCUACAUUCAACUACUCUGCCGCGCUGGGCAGUCAGCAGGACGACCAAGAGCUGACCCUCGCUGCGAGUUGCCGCGUCCACAUCGUCGUGGGUGACACCGCCAGCUUUUCACUCCUCCCCACUCGAAAACCCGAUUCUCCAAACAUGCUCGAUGUGGAGACCGAACGCUUCUAUGCUGCCCUGGCCGAUCUUGGCUACGGAUUCAGUGGCAGAUUCCGAUCGCUUUCAAGCAUGUACAGGAAGCACGGCAGGUCGACCUGUCAGCUGGAGAUGGCGCCGCGAGAGGAAGGAUAUGAGAAUCUUCUUAUCCACCCAGCCGAGUUGGAUGCAAUGCUCCAGUCCAUCAUGCUCGCCCGUAGCCAUCCAUACGACGAGGAGUUGCGGAAAAUGCAUCUGCCUACGGCGAUACGACAGAUCAGGGUCAACCCGUCGUUGCUACUUGACGGCGCAGCCAACCUCAAGCAAGUUGGGAUCAAAAGGGCUGCUAUUGAUAGCGUUGUGCAGGAGCCCGAGGUGGAAGCGCGUGGAAUCACAGGGCAUGCAAACCUGUAUAGCAGGGCCUCGGCACAUGCAGCCAUUCAGAUUCAAGGGGCGACCUUCAUGCCACUAGGAGGCAUUGGGCCCGAGGACGACCGUAAGGUAUUCUCCAAGGUCCAUUGGGUCCGGAGUAAACCAGACGGAGAGGAGGCAGCGCAGCAAAUAUCCCUGGACAAACAACACUACGAGACGGUGAAGGUCCUCGAAAGGAUCGCCGUAUUUUACCUGAGAAAGUUUAGCCGCGAGUUUUCUCUCGAAUCCGAAUCUCUCGCAAAGACAACAUCCGAGGACCACGCUCUGUAUCUCAAGUUUGCGCAGUAUGUCGCAUCCGUGGCCGAGAGCGGUGGGAACCCCUGGAUUGAGAAAUCCUGGCUUGAAGAUACGUUAGACGACGUUAUGGAGGCAAGCAAGCCAUUCUCUCACAUUCCGGACGUUCAUAUGAUGCACCUUGUCGGAGCAGAGAUGCCCAAAGUGUUUGCCGGCGAGACAACGAUGCUGGAGCAGUUUCGAACCGAUGGCAAAAACAUCCUGGACAAGUAUUACACUGGUGGAUUCGGUGUCCGCGACUCGGCUGCUUGGGUCGGCCGGACUGUGAAGCAAAUCGCGGACCGCUAUGCACACAUGAACAUUUUGGAAAUAGGGGCCGGCACCGGUGGAGGAACAAAGGCCAUUUUCCGCGAGAUUGGUGAUGGAUUCUUGACUUACACUUACACCGACAUCUCCACCGCCUUCUUCGAAGAUGCCAUGUCAACCUUCUCGCAAAACAAGAACCGCAUGAAUUUCAAGACCUUAGAUAUAGAGCGAGACCCAAUCGAGCAAGGCUACACCGAGGGCUCAUACGACCUGGUUGUUGCCUUCCUGAUGCUCCACGCAACCAGCGAUGUCGGGCUUUGUCUGUCGCGCGUUCGCAAACUCCUCAAGCCCGGGGGGUUCCUUGUCGUGGCAGAAGGUCACGAUGCGUGGGAGGGGUUUGCCCGGGCGGGCUUCAUCUGGGGCACUCUGCCAGGUUGGUGGUUGCGAGCGGGCGAGGGAGAGCAAACGCGUCUUUCGCCGCACCUGUCGCCUAAGGAAUGGGACGAGCAGCUGCGAGUGAGGGGAUUUUCUGGCGUGGAUACCUGCCUGCCGACCACUCAUCAGCAGGUGUUUAGCCAGUUCUGCUUUGUCUCACGCGCUACGAACGAUCAAGUUCGCUUUCUGCAGCAGCCCCUUUUGGAGUCGAGGUCAUCGUUCGCCCGCGACCCUAUCCAAAAGCUUGUCCUUGUCGGUGGUGACACAGCUCGGACACGGCACCUCGUCGAGGGUCUUCAGAGCAUAUUUGCUGCCAGGAAUGAUCUUGCGAGAGAGAUCUACCACUUCACGACCCUCCUGGAUGUUGACUAUAGCGUGGUCGAUGCCGGCUCAACCGUCGUGAGCUUAACCGAGCUUGACCGCCCUGUCUUCAAGGAUAUUACACCCGAGGCUUUCGCGUCACUCAAAUCCAUGUUUGGUACCGGUAAGACUCUCCUCUGGAUCACUAGCGGCCGGCUUGAACAUGAGCCUUUCUCCAACAUGACGGUUGGAUUCGGGAACGUAGCGGUCAACGAAACUCCCGACUUGCAUCUUCAACAGCUCGAAAUCAAGGAUCCCGUGAGCACCCGUCCUGAAACGAUAGCCGAAAUACUUUUACGUUUCCACAAUAGCACCACUAUGAAGACAGGCAAGCUUGUUUGGACAGUUGAGCCUGAAAUCGUGCUCGACGAACGAGGCCGCGAGAUAAUCCCGCGCAUCCGCCCUAUCCCGGAGCUUAAUGAUCGCUACAACUCGGCAACGCGGCCCAUCGUGCGCGAGUUUGAGUCUGGAAAGCUGCCUUCUACUGUCGUCUUGCAACGGAGACCUGCGUCAGGGGAAUUUGUUCUCCGACGACAGUGGCCUGACCCUGAAACCCAGGCCAGUGAGCCUGGCAUCGAGUUACGCACAACCCACGCCACGUUAUUUGCAAUUCCAACUCCCCUAGGGCACAAGUUUGUGGUCCUCGCGCAAGAUACGGAAACCAAAGGCCAGUAUCUUGCUCUUGUUUCGUCGUCAACGUCACUUAUUCGACUACCCCAGCGGUCCAUCGUCCCUUGUCCUUCUUUCCAAGGCUGCUCUGAUGCUCAGGUCUUGUCACUUGUUAGCACCCAUUUGACAGCAAUGCACCUCCUGCACCCAAUGUCCGCUGGCCAGACUCUAGUAGCACACAACCCCUCGAAUGUGAUGGCCAGGGCUCUUGAGAUACAGGCUGGCAUAAAAGGAGUGAGGGUACUCUUCACGACUGAGGCCUCGAACUCGGAGGCUCCCGAAACAUGGGUUCGGCUACCUGGAUACGUGACGCAGUACGAUCUGGGGGAGAUGCUGUUACGUUUCAACCCAUCUGCCUUUGUUGGUUUCGUCCCCGACGACGACAGCACCGAAAAGGGAGCAAAUCAAGCAGCGCUGAUAGAAUGCCCGAGGAACCGUUGCCAGAUUCUGACGACGGUGGGCGCGAUAUAUUCGUCAACCGGCUCUGAUAGCGGGCUGCCCUCAGAUCCUCUUCUAGGAGAGGUAUUGAGGCAAGCUCUGGAGUAUGUCAGGCGUGACCUUGACUUCCGUUCAGAGGGGCUUUAUCUCCCGAAUGCUGCCCCCCGGGAGUCAUUCCGCCUCAGCGACAUCGUUCGCGGACACGUUCAUCCUAACGACCCGCUCUCUGCGGUGGACUGGACUGCUGCGGCUGAUAAUUUGCCUGUUCAUAUCUGCAGGCUCGACAGCAAACCCAUGUUCAAGAGCAACGCCAGCUACUGGAUCGUCGGCAUGUCACGGGCAUUGGGCCUUUCGUUGGCCGACUGGAUGAUCAGCAAGGGGGCUAAGACCCUGAUACUGACAAGCAGGAAACCGGAUAUUGAUCCCAGGUGGAUUGCAUUGCAUCGUGCCAACGGCGCCAAUGUGGUGAUCUUGCCUUGUGAUGUAACCGACGAGCCUGCCCUGAGAAGUGUACACGCCAAGAUCUGCGCCUCCCUGCCCCCUAUUGCAGGAGUCAUCAACGGCGCCAUGGUGUUGCGUGAUACAACCAUUUCCAAGAUGACCUUUAACCAGCUCAUGGACGUCCUCCGGCCCAAAGUCGAUGGGAGCAUAAACCUGGAUCGCAUCUUCCAUGACACGGAUCUGGAUUUCUUCGUCCUCAUGUCCUCCAUCAACAGAGUUUACGGGAACCACGGCCAAGCCAACUACGCAGCGGCAAACUCGUUCAUGUGGAGUCUCGCCGCGAACCGGCGGAAGCGCGGACUUCGCGCCGCAACCGUCGACAUUGGCGCCAUCAUCGGGGCAGGUUAUUUAGCGCGGGAGCUGCGGAGGGAGCUGGAUGCUAUCGUGAAACGGUACAAUAUGUUGCGCCUGUCCGAGGAAGACUGGUGUCAGGCCAUCUGCGAGGCUAUCGAUGCCAGCCGGCUGGAAUCACAUGUUGGGCCUGGGCUGACCUCUGGGUUUGCCGAGGUGGCCAUCGACGCGCCCAAUCCCCCGAGCUGGCAUUCGAAUCCCGUGUUCUCGGCAUUUGUUGUGGCACGGGGGGCUGUCCAGGAGAAAGGCGUGGUGAAAGCGGGCGUUGAGAUUGGGGAGCAACUGCGUGCCUGUCAGACACUGGAGCAGGUCUGGCAGGUCGUUGAGCGCUCCUUUGCCACUCAGAUGCGUUCCAUCCUGCAAGUGACAACAUCAGACGAGCGGCUGAUGGCCAUGCGAAGCAACGAACUGGGACUCGAUUCACUAGUCUCGGUAGACAUCCGCUCAUGGUUCCGCAAGAAUCUGCAGGUCAAUGUCCCAGUUCUGAAGAUCAUGGGCAACGACACAUUGGCAAGCAUUGUUCAGUAUGCGGUUGACAACAUACCCUCGGAGCUGGUGCCGGGGCUGGCUGCUGUCGACGGCAUAUCAGACGCCCAAAGCAGCGGAGACCAGACGCUCCAAGCUGGGUCGGACGACGAAGGCCUAUCCACACUCAAUGAGAAGUGGGAAGCAUCAGCAACCCCCACCAAAGAGGGAACCAUAAACUGGGAACUGGAGUCCCGCCCGCCUGCAGACCUGGCCGACAUGCCCGUCCUCCCCAGUCCCCAGCGGGCCCGCAACCCUCCCCACGUCGUCGUGCUCACCGGCUGCACAGGAUUGCUCGGCCACCAUCUCAUCUCCUAUUUCCUUGCCCAGCCCACCAUCGAGAAAGUCAUCUGCCUUGCCGUGCGCUCUCUGCCAUCCCGCAUCAAGAACGGCACGCUUCCCAGCAACGACCCGCGCGUGAUCUACCACGCCGGCGACCUCUCCCAACCACUCCUCGGCCUCUCCCCGUCAGAAGCAGCCGACAUUUUUGCCUCUGCCGACGCAGUCGUCCACAACGCCGCCGACACAUCCCACCUGAAAUCCUACGCCGACCUGCGCGUGCCCAACGUAGGCUCCACGACCGCCCUCGCACGGUUAUGUCUCCCGCGGCAGAUUCCGCUGCACUAUGUUUCAUCUGCCGGGCUCGGGCUGUGGCACAAGGACAAGACCGGGUUUCUACCAGGGCCCGUCGAGCUGGCCCCGGGGUGGCAGCCGGACGGUUCGUUUGGGUACCUGUGCAGCAAGUGGACGUGCGAGCGGCUGCUGGAGCGGGUGAGUGCAAAGUGUGGGUUGCCCGUGUGCAUCCACCGCCCGUCGACUAUUGUGCGUGAGGGGCGGGAUGCGAUGGAUCACAGGGCGGAAAAGGAUUGGAUUAAUGCGUUUUUGGUUUAUGCCCGUCGGCUUAAGGCCGUGCCGAGGGCGGUGAGGAACCAGGGAAAUUUGGACCUGGUGUACGUUGGGAGCGUGUGUGAAGCUAUCAUUGAGCAGCUGUUUGGCCGGGGUGGUGAAGAUGAUACCCCUGGGGUUGGGAGUGAGUCUAACGGGGAUGCCGAAGGCGGAAACGUCACGUAUGUCCACGAGGUGGGCCACAGGCGGUUGCCGCUGGGGGAGCUGCACCAUGUUAUCAGUCGGGACAAGGACGACUGCGACCCAAUGCAGUUCAACGUGCUCGACGGAGAGGAAUGGCUUGCUCAGGCUACUGCUGCGGGGUUGCAUCCAGGGGUUGCUGCGUUGAUUGAGUCCAUGAUUGAUGAAAAGGAGGACUACCCCAACUUGUUGAAGGGGGUUAGAUCCGCUCGCGGGUCUGAGAUGGAGGCAAAAUACAGGUAG